Messenger RNA from Cyprinodon variegatus (sheepshead minnow), 2827 nucleotides. It is a transcript of the gene ube2h, whose product is annotated as ubiquitin conjugating enzyme E2H. Gene Ontology annotation, cellular component: nucleus. Bases 233 to 784 code for a protein of 183 amino acids. The record is from RefSeq and is a predicted model, not a curated record. Gene Ontology annotation, molecular function: ubiquitin conjugating enzyme activity. The transcript has 7 exons. Gene Ontology annotation, biological process: protein polyubiquitination; ubiquitin-dependent protein catabolic process. NCBI's taxonomy places the organism in Eukaryota, Metazoa, Chordata, Actinopteri, Cyprinodontiformes, Cyprinodontidae.
CAUGGUGAGAUCGCAAAGAAGGCAGUGAACGGGAGAGAGACCUAACGUAUAGCUCCAACCCUCAACAGCGCUGAGACGGAGACACUUCACCCGUGAGGAGGUUCUGUCGUGGACAUCUCAGUAAAACAAAUGUUAACUUUCGGAUAAUAUCGCCUGCUAGACUGCCUAGCGUUCCUGGGAGCUGGCUUUCAGCUGACUUACUGGCGUUCUGCGGUGGAAAUAGCACAAAAAAAUGUCGUCUCCGAGUCCGGGUAAAAGGCGAAUGGAUACUGAUGUGGUGAAACUCAUCGAGAGCAAGCAUGAAGUCACCAUCCUCAGUGGACUCAAUGAAUUUGUAGUGAAGUUUUAUGGACCACAAGGAACGCCAUACGAGGGAGGAGUGUGGAAAGUGCGAGUAGAUCUUCCUGAUAAAUACCCAUUCAAAUCGCCAUCAAUAGGAUUCAUGAACAAGAUAUUUCAUCCCAACAUUGAUGAAGCGUCAGGAACAGUGUGCUUAGAUGUCAUCAAUCAGACAUGGACAGCUCUUUACGAUCUGACCAACAUCUUUGAAUCGUUCCUGCCCCAACUGCUGGCUUACCCAAACCCCAUCGACCCCCUUAACGGAGAUGCAGCUGCCAUGUACCUUCAUCGGCCAGAGGAGUACAAACAGAAAAUCAAAGAGUACAUUCAGAAAUAUGCAACAGAGGAAGCUCUAAAGGAGCAGGAGGAAGGGACCGGUGACUCUUCAUCUGAAAGCUCCAUGUCUGAUUUCUCAGAAGACGAAGCCCAGGACAUGGAGUUGUAGUAAUAAAAGGGUUCCCGCCCAAUCACUCCCUUCCUUCAACCCCCACAGAGACUAUAUUUGAUUUCCUAACCGCGAGAAAGCAGACUUAUAAUAUUCAUAUUUAAACAAGUUGAUUUUUUUUUUAAUUUUUAUUCUUACUACUAAACAAGGAUUUUUAUGAAUAUAUAGCCUUUGGUUUGUUUUGACAGAAGCCCCUUCCUCUCUGUAGUUCUUCUCCCCGAUGGCGUUCACAAUCUAUGCUGCAUUUGUCCGAUAUUGUACAUUUUCCCCAAGCCUUCAAAUUCUCCCUGCUAAUUUGCCGUUUCCAAGCAGUUUGGCCAGCUUGCCAAAGUGCUCCCAUCUAUUUCAGACAGUAUUUAUAAAGCAGGACUUGAUAACUUGGAGACAAAAGCGGGCUUUGCUUGCAAAUUUUAAACAAACCCAAUCUGCAGUUCUCCCUGUCCCUCUCUGCUGUGCUGGUAGCUCUGCUUCCAGGUCACUCGCACUUUCUGACUGCUGUCGAGGCUGAAGCAAAUGGGGCGAAACCCUUAUUUUAUUCAGGUUACCAAACUCUAUUUUAAGACGCACAGGUCCAAUAGACUCUCAUGAAUAACUGCAGAGUGUUUGCUAAGCAUAUCUUUGGUAACAUGUUAAUGAAGAACAGUCUGGAAUAACAAGGUUUCUUUCAGUUUUAGGUGCUGUGUUGGAUGUUACAUAUUUUUUGUAUUAGUUUUUGACCUUCUUGGUGUAAAAAAACAGCAGAUCUUGGAAAACAAAUGGAUGCAUGUCUCAUUACAGGAAGACAUGGGUUGCUUUGGGUAAUUGAUUUCAGCUUACAUCUUAUUUGGUAAAAAUUAGACUACAGUCUUUCUGUAAUCUGAAUCUUGCUUUUGUUCUGUUUUAUUUUUCUAGAAUAAAAUGAUCAUUAUAAGUCAGAAAGCAGGUUGUCCCCCUUUGCAAAUGAAAACUAGCGUCAAAGUGAGUUUUAAACUGCAAAGUUGUUCUGGUUGACAUGAGUGAAAAAGAAGAGUGCCCUUUGUUCCUUGGUUUGUGUGUUUGCUCCAUACAGGUUAGUCCGUCUCACAUUCCGCUGCUGCUAUCCGUACCCUCCGUAAUCGGUCUGACCUGUGCUGUGUAACCCGACGAGAGGCAUUCUGGAUCUGGUUGCAGAUGGAAUAAGACCUUUGAGAAGGAUUUUACGUAGACAAUUGGCAUUCCUCAACCUGAUAGAAAAGAUAUUUGUCUAGUUGGUAAAGAACAUUAAAACGAGUGAAAUUUGGUGCAAGUCUAUUCCAAAACAUUGAUAUUUAGUCAAAUAUUUAUGAUUUAUCAUAUGUCAACCCCCCUUCUGUGCCUCAUUACUGCAUCAAGGAAUUCAGUGGCAAAACCAUGUCCCUAAGAAGCCAUGGAAGUCUAGGAUUAUUCUUGUAUUCUAGAAAAGCACAUUCUUUUAACUUUUUUUUUCUUGGUGCAAUUCAAUUUUGAUGUCUUUGAGCUGACAAAAAAUGAUUUAGAAGUGACCCAGGUUUAUCAUAGCUGAUGUUUGAAGUACAGUUACCUUCUGUUCUACAUCGUGGUUAACCAUAUUUCACCUAGGACGUAUAAAAAAAAAAGCAGCCAUUGUUGAGCUUUGUUUUCGCUACAGCAGGAUAGAUAGAUUUGUAGUUGGGUAAACCUUCCUGAUAAUAAGACAUUCUUUAUUCAUCUGAUUUUUCACGCUCAUAUGACCAUAUAGACGAACCCACUCGAGCUUGUACAGUUGAGUGUGAGCGAUUUCAAACUAGGCAAAUUUUAUUUUAAGCUAUAGUGAUUGUGAUGGGUUUAACUUGUACAGAAAGCAGAAAUGUGGCUCCGAUCUUUUUUUCUAUCAGACUGUUUUUUCCACUGUUUUGUGCUCUUAAACGUCAACACAUUUGAAUGCAGAGACAUGACUUUGUUUUGUAUUGUUUUCAGUUUGUAACAGAGGAUUUACGUCUGCAGCUCUGUGGAGCUUUUGGCAAAAGUGUUCAGUUUCAAGAUGUUCCAUGUGUCCAGGUUACAUACGGCUCUUCACCCUUACAAAGA